Cucurbita pepo subsp. pepo (vegetable marrow) is the source of this 570-nucleotide messenger RNA. Its product is annotated as ethylene-responsive transcription factor ERF003. The record is from RefSeq and is a predicted model, not a curated record. NCBI's taxonomy places the organism in Eukaryota, Viridiplantae, Streptophyta, Magnoliopsida, Cucurbitales, Cucurbitaceae. Gene Ontology annotation, biological process: regulation of DNA-templated transcription. Gene Ontology annotation, molecular function: DNA-binding transcription factor activity; DNA binding.
CAUUGAGGCAUUUUCACAAACACCUUGUGAGCAACAAAAGUUCCACCAUGGCCAGACCUCAAAGGCAAUAUCGUGGCGUAAGACAAAGGCAUUGGGGCUCUUGGGUCUCUGAAAUUCGUCAUCCUUCGUUGAAGACGAGGAUUUGGCUUGGAACAUUUGAAACGGCGGAGGAUGCAGCUAGGGCUUAUGAUGAAGCGGCGAGAUUAAUGUGUGGACCAAACGCAAGAACGAAUUUCCCGUACAAUCCAAACACGAUUCAGUCGUCGAAUUCCAAGAUCUUGUCGGCCAAUUUGACUGCGAAAUUGCAUAAAUGUUAUAUGGCUUCUUCGCAGAUUAGUAACCAGGAGUUUAAAAGAGAACUUCCGCCGCCGUUUGUGGCGGCGUCUUAUGCCGAUGCGGCGAGAUCGAUGGUGGAGGAGAAUCGACCAACGGCGGCCGAGGCGGCGGAGCAAGAGGAACUGAAAUUGUUGGAAGAUGAUCACAUUGAGCAAAUGAUUGAGGAGCUUCUUUAUUAUGGAUCCAUGGAGUUUUGUUUGUGAGACGAUUUUUUUGAGGUUUAUAACGUGUUAG